GUAUAUAGAUAUAUUAUAGAUAGCGACAUAUAUCUUUUCAUUAUGAACUAUGGACUUAAAAUGUUGCGCAUAUAACACUUUAAAGUCACACAAAACAAUGAUUUGGUUGAGGAUAUAAGAAGACAGUGGGACAAAGAAUGACGUUAGCCUAUAACCAGGAAGUUUAUUAGUGGUAAAGUCUACGUAACGUGGGUCACAGUAGCCUACUCCGCGCGAGUGUAGAAUUUAACCUACUGUAUUCUCUUAUAUAUAGCCUAACCUAUAUAUGACCUGUUUUAGUUAAUCAUGUCGACAAGUGUGCUUAAAAAUGCAUUUAGGACCAGCAAAGGGUGCAGCCUCACAUCUCUCUACAGGAUGUCCUGCAUAAAGCCUCAAACAAUUGCUGCUGCUCAGAAAACAUACUUCACAGAAGUACAUGGGCUGUCAAACAUCUCCCCCUUGGUAAGAUCGGUAGAGGAGACACCUGAGCCCAUCCCCACCACAGUCAAAGGCACCAUCCCAAGCUGGAUCCAUGGGAGUCUGCUGCGGAAUGGUCCAGGAAAGUUCGAGUUUGGGAAUCAGCACUAUAACCACUGGUUUGAUGGCAUGGCCUUGAUGCAUCGCUUUCAGAUUGUGGAUGGUCAUGUGACAUACAGAAGCCGUUUUUUGCGCAGCGAUUCAUAUAAGCAGAACAGUGAGAGGAACCGCAUCAUGGUGUCAGAGUUUGGCACUUUGGCUCUAGCUGAUCCCUGCAAGAACUUCUUUCAGCGCUUCCUUUCCAGAUUUGAGAUGAUAAAGCCAACAGAUAAUGCCAGUGUCAACUUUGUUAAAUACAAGGGUGACUAUUACGUCAGCACAGAGACAAACUACAUACACAGAGUGGAUCCAGAUACUUUGAAGUCUAAACAGAAGGUGGACUGGAGCAAGUUCAUCGCUGUGAAUGGAGCUACUGCUCAUCCACACUUUGAUCCAGAUGGCACAGCUUACAACAUGGGAAACUCAUACAGAAACAAAGGGGCUUUCUAUAACAUUAUCAGGGUGCCACCAGAAAGAGACGGCCCAGAAGAUACACUAGAGGGAGCCAAGAUAUUAUGCUCUAUCGCCCCUCAUGACAAAUCCAAACCCUCCUAUUACCACAGCUUUGGCAUGUCAGAGAACUAUGUAGUGUUCAUCGAGCAGCCCAUUAAGAUGGAUCUGUUUAAGAUAGUGACUGGUAGACUAAGGGGGAAAUCGCUAAAUGAGGGUGUUUUCUGGGACCCCAACCAGGAAACCACAUUCCACCUUAUUGACAAACACACUGGAAAGGAGAUGCCAGUGAAGUACCAUGCCAAGGCCUUGUCCACCUUCCAUCAGAUCAAUGCUUUUGAGCAGGAUGGAUUCCUCAUGCUAGACAUGUGCUGCUCUGAUGACGGCCAGGCCAUAAACAACUUCCUCAUCCAGAACCUGCGUCAGUCAGGAGAGGCUUUGGAUGAGAUGUAUAAUACGAUGAGCAGGCCACUGCCCCGUCGUUUUGUGCUACCUCUCAACAUCACCAGUGAAACCCCACUGGAACAGAACCUCAACACACGGCCUGACAGCACUGCUACCGCUGUCUGCCGUACCAAAAAUCAGGUAUUUUGCACGUUUGAGGAUCUCCAUGGUGAGGACCUGAAAGACUACGGUGGCUUGGAGUUUCCACAUAUUAACUAUGCCAGAUAUAACACCAAACCUUAUAGAUACUACUAUGGUUGUGGCUUCCGACACCUAGUGGGUGACUCCCUAAUUAAGAUGGAUCUGGAAAGCAAAAAGUUCAAGGUAUGGCAGCAGCCUGAUCUCUAUCCAUCAGAGCCUGUCUUCAUUCCUUCACCCAAUGCUGAGGAAGAGGAUGAUGGAGUCAUCCUGUCUGUGAUUAUCACACCAGUUAAGGAUAAGAGUACAUUUCUUUUAGUCCUAGAUGCCAAAACAUUUGAAGAGCUGGGAAGAGCUGAAGUGCCUGUCAACAUUCCUUAUGGAUUCCAUGGAGUCUUCAACUCUAGUGCAUGAAGCUCUUUGGAUCAUUCCAACAAAAUAACAAAUGACAAGUAGCUCUUCACAAUGAUUACUACACCAGUUGCCUGCUACUAUUAAAAGCAAGAGACUAACAGAACAAUACAGCUAUAAAAUCAUCCCAAAGAGAUCCUCCACAUAUCAACCUCAUACUUUUUUUAAAAGAACGACAUAUACUUUAUAGUUACAGUUAAUUUUCUGCAAGAAAUGAUACCUUAAUUAACAUACAACAAAUGCUGUAGAGUUAAAUUUAGAAUUAAAGCUUAACAAUUUACAUUUUUCAAUGAUUUUCAUAAAGAUGUUUGAUGUACUGUGGCUUUGUUCUAAAGUUUCUGCUGUAGGGUUCAAGACAUUUACACAUUACUGAUGCCUAUUCAUUGUUAAUCAACUUGGCCCACCCAGUCACAGUGAUAUAACUGACGAGGAAGUGGAAUGGAUACUAUAAUUUCUAAACAGCAGCAGAAAAUGCUAUUGUUUGUAUUUAACAAUAAGAAUAAUAAGAUGGGGAGAUCUGCAAACAUUGUGUUGUUUCUGUAGACCUGUCAGAAUGCAAUGCAGGCUUUUCAAAGUGGCUUUUAUUUAUGGGAAGAAAAACAGCUUGUUGAAUUCUGUGGGUCCAAAAGAGGAUGGAAAUCGUAAUGUAACACUAAAUUAUGGGUUUUGGUGCUAAACUUUAUGGUGAACCGCAGGGGGGAAAAUACUUAAAAAAUUAUGAUAUGACCUCUUUUCAACGAGCAGUGUGAUACAUAUGAUUUCUCUAUACAUAUUCAGUCUAUUAUUUUCUUUUCUUCUGUUUUUAUCUUUUACAUUGUGGCCUGCAUGUUUAUAUCACAACAUGAAACAUUUGCAAUGUUUGCAGUUUAUGUUAUUUGCUCAGUAUAGUAUCAUUUAUACAAGGCUUGUUUCUUUUACUCUAAAAACAAAUGUGAACAUACCACUAGAUGUGAAUGUGAUCAAGGUUAAUAUGGUUAAUAUUUUCCAUUAGGAUUUUCAGGCCUACUUCCUUAAAUGAGAAAACAAGUUCAUUACAUUUAAUGUUUAAAAAAAGAAAGAAAGAAAGAAACGUGCCAUAAUAAGAAUAAUUAAUGUUGAUAGUUAAAUAACAAAAAAAUAAUCACUAUACAACAUAUGUCAUAUUGUACUAAUUUUCUACCUCUUUGUGAAGUAAUUUUUUUAAAGAGUUGUUUCUCUUGUGCAUUAUUCCUUUUUUUAUUUAUAUAACAGUUCUACAUAUGUUCCAUUAUACAUUUUUCAAUCAAUUUCUAAUUGUAACUUCAUAAUCACAAUGACUGUAAUAAACAUUUGUAAACACAA
Cyprinus carpio (common carp) is the source of this 3318-nucleotide messenger RNA. RefSeq names its product carotenoid-cleaving dioxygenase, mitochondrial-like. Lineage: Eukaryota; Metazoa; Chordata; Actinopteri; Cypriniformes; Cyprinidae. The record is from RefSeq and is a predicted model, not a curated record. Gene Ontology annotation, cellular component: mitochondrion. Gene Ontology annotation, molecular function: carotenoid dioxygenase activity; beta-carotene 15,15'-dioxygenase activity. Gene Ontology annotation, biological process: carotene catabolic process; retinal metabolic process.